Messenger RNA from Solanum stenotomum, 1629 nucleotides. RefSeq lists its product as uncharacterized. The record is from RefSeq and is a predicted model, not a curated record. Gene Ontology annotation, molecular function: nucleic acid binding. The transcript is spliced from 4 exons. Lineage: Eukaryota; Viridiplantae; Streptophyta; Magnoliopsida; Solanales; Solanaceae. Bases 1 to 1629 code for a protein of 542 amino acids.
AUGGGAGAGAUAAGGGAAAGUCGUGUGAAAGUUAAAGCUUUUGAUGGAGCGCAAAGAAGUGUCAUCGGAGAGAUCUAUCUCACAAUACAGGUGGGGCCGGCUGAAUUCCCCAUUCUAUUUCAAGUAAUGGAUGUAUCAUCCAACUACAACCUGUUGCUGGGAAGACCAUGGGUUCAUAUGGAAAAAGCAGUUUCUUCCACUCUUCACCAAUGUGUAAAGUUUGAGUGGGGUCGCACAGAAGUUUUCAUCCACAGAGAGCUCAGUCACCCCAUCCUUUCAGUCAAUUCUAUCCCAGUCGCUGACGAGUUAGACGGAGCCACCUUUCACACUUUGGAAAUUAUGCCAGCUAUAAGGGUUGGUGAGGAAGCAGAGGCAGAAAUGUUGAAGUAUGGAUAUCAGCCUAAGAAUGGACUUGGACCUAAGUCCAAUGGCAUAGUUGAGCCGAUCCAAUUGAAACAUCAGAGAGGCACCAAUGGACUCGGAUAUGAGCCUACCUCGGGAAGAGACCAUCACAGGUCAAGCGAUACAAUCUUUGUACCAGAACAAGCUUCGAUACCAGAUCAAACUGGCGUUGAUGACAUCGUAGAAGGAAUAGGCAAUCUGUUCGUGGCCAUGGCUGGAGAAGAGGAAGGGAUAAAUCUCAACAAGUUGACCAUUAGUGAUGCCGAACCUGGAGACUUGCAGAAUUGGACCACCAGCCCGUCCCUAUUUCAACCAGAGUCCUGCACUUAUAUUAAUAAAAAUCCUCGUUCGACGGUUAUGACAUGUAACGAGUCCACCGAGCAAGGUGAAAUUGAUGAACAAGAUCACGAAGAAUAUGAUGAAAGCAUGAUGCCUGAAAAUCUACCACAUGAGAUCGAGCAAGUUGAAAGUCAAAAGAAGCCCAAUAUGGAUGAAACAGAGGUUGUCAACUUAGGAGAUGAGGAAAUCGUGAAGGAGACACGAGUCAGCAUACAUCUGGAGGCUGAAAGAAAGCAAGAGUUAAUAGAAUUGUUUAAGCAGUAUGUUGACGUGUUUGCUUGGUCUUAUGAUGACAUGCCAGGAUUAAGCACCGAUAUUGUUUCGCACAAAUUACCGACUGAUCCCACUUGUCUACCUGUUAAGCAAAAGACAAGAAAAUUCAAGCCAGAUUUGAGUUUAAGAAUCAAGGAGGAGAUGUUGCAUCACUCCAUGGGGAGUGUACUGCUACAAGUAAUGCCAUUUGGUCUAAAAAAUGUCGGUGCAACCUACAUGAUGGCCAUGACUACCCUUUUUCAUGAUAUGAUCCACAAAGAAAUUGAAGUGUACGUGGAUGGUGUCGUUAUCAAAUCCAAAAGAAGUUCAGACCACCUGGAUGACUUACGAAAGUUAUUUGAGAGGUUGCGUAAGUAUAAUCUGAAGUUGAAUCCAGCAAAGUGUGCAUUUGGAGUACCCGCGGGAAAACUAUUGGGAUUCAUCGUUAGCAGGAAAGGCAUAGAGUUGGAUCCAUCAAAGAUAAAGGCAAUCCAAGAGUUACCUCCGCCCAAGACCAGGAAGGACGUGAUGAGUUUCUUGGGAAGACUGAAUUACAUCAGUCGGUUCAUAGCUCAAUCCACAGUGAUCUGUGAACCCAUAUUCAAGUUACUGAAGAAGGAUGCUGCCAUGAAAUGA